Messenger RNA from Saprolegnia diclina VS20, 558 nucleotides. RefSeq lists its product as hypothetical. The transcript has 6 exons. Gene Ontology annotation, cellular component: nucleus; cytosol. Gene Ontology annotation, biological process: guanine deglycation, glyoxal removal; protein deglycation, glyoxal removal. The coding region runs from base 1 to 558 and encodes 185 amino acids. Lineage: Eukaryota; Oomycota; Saprolegniomycetes; Saprolegniales; Saprolegniaceae. The record is from RefSeq and is a predicted model, not a curated record. Gene Ontology annotation, molecular function: protein deglycase activity.
AUGGCACCCAAGGCGCUCAUUCCUGUGGCCAACGGCAGCGAAGAGAUCGAGACCGUGUGCCUCCAAGACGUGCUGGUCCGUGGCGGCGUGCAGGUCACGCUCGCGUCCGUGACCAGCGACAAGCUCGUCAAGAUGUCGCGCGGACUCCAGAUUCACGCCGACGCGGUCCUCGACGAGUGCGUCGAGACGGCGUACGACUUGAUCGUGCUCCCUGGGGGCCUCCCGGGUGCCAACCAUCUCCGCGACUGCCCAACCUUGAUCGAGAUGCUGCGCAAGCAAAAGGAGAGCGGCAAGUACUACGGCGCGAUCUGCGCGGCGCCGGCCGUGGUUCUGCACACACACAACCUGCUCGUGGGCCCUUCGGCGACGGCGUACCCAGCCUUUGCCGACAAGAUGCCCAACACCGUGUACGCGGCCCAGCGCGUCGUCGUGCACGGCAACUGCAUCACGAGCCAAGGCCCUGGCACGGCGAUGGAAAUGGGCAUCGAGCUCGUGCGCUUGCUGCAAGGCGACGAGACGGCCAAGGCGGUCGCGGCCGGCCUCUUGUUUGCGUCGUAG